UGAACUGGUGGUUGCCCACCACCACCGGGACGUUUCCCGCCAUGGAGCGGGCCGUGGUGCGUUGCGUCCCGGCGGAGCCUAAGCUCAGCGUUUCUAUCGUGCUGCAAGACGGUAAGACCCGGCAUCUGCGCCGAGACCAAACGGAGCCUCUCGGCCAGGCGCUGGCUCGCAUCGCCAACAACGUCAGCAAAGGCCAGGCCAAGAAGGCCAAGAAGAGCAAAAAGGCGCAGGCCGAGGCAGACCCGGGGACGCCGCUGCCGCCUUCUGAGCUCCUCCCGGUUCGUCUUUUCUCCCAGGAUGGGGAAGCCGUGGCCGAGGACGUGCCCAACGAGGAGGCCUGGAAGGACGGGACGGUGCUGCAAAUUGGCGAGACCCGCUACCGCGUGGAGCGCAAUCCGCCCACUCUGACCGAGCUGCAGCUUCCGCGCUCGCUCAUGGCCGGCUUCCCCGUGUGCCCCAAGCUCCGAGUCGAGUUCGGCUCUGCCCAGGACUGCCUCUUCCGUUGGUAUCACGAGGAGAAGAGCGACCCGGCUGAGACUGCGUCGACCGCCGCGAGCAACAGCUGGGUGGAAGCCCCGGCCGGCUCCGAGCGCGUCUUCAUGCCGGCCAACGAGCAUAUUGGGCGCCGCCUGAAGCUCGUGUGCAUCCCGGGCAACGGCGAGCGGCGCUACGGGCUGCCCCGCGAGUUGGAAAGUGUAGGCCCCGUGGAGGCUGGCCCGGGUGCCUGCACUUUCGAGGCGCGGCAUCUCUACACCAAGAAAGUCACGGUGCCCGGACUUAUCCGCAUGGUUUCCUAUAAUAUCCUGGCCGACAUCUACGCCAGGACUGAGCUCUCGCGGACCGUGCUUUAUCCGUACUGUGCUCCUUACUCGCUGGAGCUCGACUACCGGCAAAACCUGCUCAAAAAAGAACUGGCCGGCUACAACGCCGACAUUAUUUGCCUACAGGAGGUGGACAAGUCGGUCUUUGUGGAUAGCCUGGGGCCUGCCCUUGAUGCCUUCGGCCUGGAGGGGCUAUUCCGGAUCAAAGAGAGGCAGCACGAGGGCCUGGCCACUUUCUACCGAAGGGACAAAUUCAGUCUCCUUAGUCAGCACGACAUUGCCUUCAAUCAGGCUCUGCUUGAAGAUCCCUUGCACAGAGAAUUGCGGGACAAGAUGGCUACCUGCCCGCAGGUUGAGGAAAGCCUGCUUAAGCGAUCAUCAGCUCUCCAGGUUUCUGUCCUUCAGUCUCAAAAUGAUUCUUCAAGAAAGAUUUGUGUAGCCAACACUCACUUGUUUUGGCACCCAAAAGGUGAAAAUAUCCGUCUAAUCCAAGUUGCAAUAGCAUUAUCCCAUAUUAAGCAUGUGAUCAAUGACAUGUAUCCUGCUACACCUCUCAUACUCUGUGGGGAUUUUAAUGCCACGCCAUCAACUGGAACAUAUACUUUUGUCAAUAGCGGUAGUAUUACCGAAGAUCAUGAGAGCUGGGAUUCAGAAGUUAAAGAGCAACGGUUUGCUAUGUCUCUAACCCAUCAGUUCAGUCUUAAAAGUGCUUGUGGAGAACCAGCCUACACUAAUUACGUUGGAGGCUUUCAUGGAUGUUUGGACUAUGUUUUCAUUGAUGCAAAUGUUUUGGAGGUUGAACAGGUAAUUCCACUGCCAAGCCAUGAAGAAGUAACUACCCACCAGGCCUUACCAAGUGUUUCACACCCAUCAGAUCAUAUA
Messenger RNA from Protobothrops mucrosquamatus (brown spotted pit viper), 1703 nucleotides. RefSeq names its product phosphodiesterase 12 (gene PDE12). The transcript has 3 exons. The record is from RefSeq and is a predicted model, not a curated record. The annotation marks the transcript as partial. Gene Ontology annotation, cellular component: mitochondrion. Lineage: Eukaryota; Metazoa; Chordata; Lepidosauria; Squamata; Viperidae. Gene Ontology annotation, molecular function: 3'-5'-RNA exonuclease activity. Gene Ontology annotation, biological process: nuclear-transcribed mRNA catabolic process, deadenylation-dependent decay.